CAUGCUACAAAUAUCCCUGGGCUGACAUUACAGCCAGGACAUCAUAAAGCAUGCGUUCUAACGGCCCAACCAGGAACACCCAGCAUUAUCUAAAGUAAUGGAUCAAGCCUUGGAUAUAGAGCGAUGUGAUUUGGAGAGUAGGAUCAACAAUACUACUCACCACACUGACCAGAAUGGGCUUGACCGGCUGAUAGUUAGAAGGGGCCUGCCCUUCACCAUCACUUUGCACCUCAGAUCUGGGAGUCAGUUCGAAGCAGGCGUCAGCACCUUCAGGCUCAUAGUAGAGAUAGGGCCGUUACCUAAAGAGCAAUCAGGCACCAAGUCUACCUUCAGUCUGACUGACUCUGCAUUAAAGACAGCCUGGAGUGUGUCCACUAAUAGUCCCCCUGGGAAUGUAGUCUCUCUGUCUGUGUCCUCCCCUCCUGAUGUCCCCAUUGGACUGUACUCCUUGACCUUGGACCAGGGCCAAAAGGUCAAACUGGGGGAGUUUGUACUGCUGUUCAAUCCCUGGUGUGCCAAGGAUGCAGUAUACAUGGAGGAAGAGAGAGAUAGGCAGGAGUAUGUGUUAUCCCAGGCUGGUCUCAUCUACAAAGGCACAACAAAACGAAUCAAAGCCUCCCCAUGGACAUUUGGCCAGUUUGAGCCUGGGAUGCUGGACAUCUGUCUGAAACUCCUGGAUGAGAAUCCUAAAUACUCGUCAGAUGCCGAUGCAGACUGUUCUGGAAGGAGAAACCCGGUUUAUGUGACUAGGGUGAUCAGUGCCAUGAUCAACAGUAAUGAUGACAAAGGUGUGCUAGUGGGGAACUGGUCAGGUGACUAUGAUGAUGGCGUGAGACCCUCUCACUGGACAGACAGUGUUGCCAUACUACAUCAGUGGGCUGAUAACUGCUGCCAGAGGGUUCGCUAUGGCCAGUGUUGGGUGUUUGCUGCAGUAGCAUGCACAGUUUCUCGUGCUCUGGGUAUCCCGUGUCGAGUGGUUACUAACUUUGGAUCCGCUCAUGACACGAACAGCAACCUACUGAUUGAGUUCCUGUAUGAUGAGGAUGGGAAUGAUAUAUCUGAUGAUUCCGUAUGGAACUUCCACGUGUGGGUGGAUAAUUGGAUGGCUCGUCCUGAUCUUGAUGCAGGCUAUGAUGGCUGGCAAGCAAGUGACCCCACACCACAAGAAAAGAGUGAAGGAGUGUUCUGCUGUGGCCCUGUCCCUCUGAAAGCCAUUAAAGAGGGGGAACUAAACCUGAAGUACGACGCCCCGUUUGUGUUUGCUGAGGUCAACGCUGACGUGGUCGAGUAUGUGAAGCUGACCAAUGGUAGGAUAGUAAAGAUGGGGGGAUCGUCCAUAGAUGUGGGGCACUUUAUUAGCACCAAGGCUGUGGGCAGUGACGAGAGGCACGACAUCACACACCUAUACAAGCACCCUGAAGGUUCUUUGCAGGAGAGAGAGGUCUUUGAGAGAGCCAAGCAUCACCAUGAGCUCCAGCAGAAAGGAGAGGAACCAGGCCUGAAGGUGAAGAUCAAGGUGUCCCCUGACAUGGACAUUGGGGCAGAUUUGGAUGUGUUUGCAGUCGUCACAAACAACACAGAGGCUGACAAGACAUGUCGUGUUAUGUUUUACGCCCGAAUUGUGUCCUAUGAUGGCAAACCAGGUGCCAAUUGUGGAUUUAUUGAAGACUUAACCAUGGAGGUUCCCACUGGAAAAGAGAAGCGCCUUCCCCUAAGACUGGAGUAUGUUGACUAUGGUGACACCAUAACGUCAGAUAGGCUGAUUCAAUUGGUUCUCAUUGUCAUCGAAUCAAGUCCCAGGGAAUUCCACAAGGCAAAGAGGACCAUUGUGCUGGAGAACCCAGAUAUAGCCAUUAAGCUCCUGGGAGAACCCAGAGUGAACCAGAAGCUGUCUGCACAAAUCUCACUACAGAACCCUCUACCAGAACCCCUGCAGAACUGCUUCUUCAGUGUGAUGGGAGCCGGUCUCACAGAUGGAAAACUCCUCAUACAGAAUGUUGGAACUGUGGGUCCACAACAAGAGGCCAAGUACACAGUGGAAUUCACACCUACUAGCACCGGGUCCAGGACCCUAACGGUAGAUUUUGACAGUGACAAGCUGAGCAACAUCAAGGGAUACUUGAACAUUGAGAUAAAGGAAUGAAUCAUUUAACGGCCAACGACACUAAUGCCAUUAUUAUUUUUUUUUUAAGAAGAGAUUUGCCACAUUUCAAUUGCACUGCCUUACAGUAUUUGAUGACAUCUGUACUUUUGCAUGCUGUAGCACUUAGAUGAGCAUUUCUAAUUAUUCAAGAAAUACAAAUAUUCGAUUUGUUUCACAGAAAUGUGAAUGACCUUUUUACAUUUGUAAAUGCUGUGAAAGUCCAUUGUUCAACAUCAGAUAGCGCAACAAAUCUGUUUGCACUGAAUCAGAGACAAGUGUUGUGUAGAAGUAAAGCCACCUGUCGGAAGACGCUGGUUGAAGUUGAUCAAUUCAAAAUGUCCACCUAAAAAUAUAAAACAGACUCAAUGUAUCAACGUCACAUUAGUCAGAGUAUAAACCAGUCUGGACAGCUGUAGUCAGAGUAUAAACCAGUCUGGACAGCUUUUUUUUCCAAUUGUUCAAUUUUAUUUGUAUCCAUGGAUUUGUUUUGUUUUUACUGAAAAACUACCGCUUUAGUACAUCAUCUGCAAAACAUAAUUUCUUGGGGCAGAUGCCCUCCUAUUACUCCUACUGCAUUUGGUAACAUUGACAAGCACUUAUCUCCCAGGAUCCAUAAUCCAAACUAAAGAGAUGGCAGAAAUCAGAUUGUCAACCAUCGUAAAACUGAGUUAACGAUUGACUCCUGAGGAAGGAAGGACUGCAGUGGUGACAAUGAACCAUGAGCCAGUUCAGAUUCUGCUACUCUGUCAAGUCUGAAUAAUUGGUGGCAAAGCAUAGCCCUGAAAAGCAUCAGUCUGCUAGUUAGUUUGACAUUUGUACCAAGUGAUGCAAUCAUCUGGGAAAGAGAAGAACUCAUCAAAGACCAUUUUAUGGACACGUGUUUCUAAGUGACUGUAAGUCAGUGUCUCCAUCUGCCCCACGUUUGCUCUCAUAACUUCUAUCAACCACAUGUCUGAGGGCUAAAAUAUUUCACAUUGGAUUGAGAAAAACUACCACAUGGUUGUAACGGUAUCGACUGAUGAUUGGUAUGCAUGACAAUGCAAAACAUGUUUGAUGACAGACCUGAAAAGUGUUGAGCUGGAAUAAUGGAAGAUGAAAAUGUCACAACCAAAAUAUAACCUACAUAGAAAAACACCCCCCCCCCCCAACAUUACAAAAA
Messenger RNA from Oncorhynchus nerka (sockeye salmon), 3302 nucleotides. RefSeq names its product protein-glutamine gamma-glutamyltransferase 2-like. NCBI's taxonomy places the organism in Eukaryota, Metazoa, Chordata, Actinopteri, Salmoniformes, Salmonidae. Gene Ontology annotation, cellular component: mitochondrion. Bases 98 to 2143 code for a protein of 681 amino acids. The transcript is spliced from 13 exons. Gene Ontology annotation, biological process: peptide cross-linking. Gene Ontology annotation, molecular function: protein-glutamine gamma-glutamyltransferase activity. The record is from RefSeq and is a predicted model, not a curated record.